Candidula unifasciata is the source of this 2386-nucleotide messenger RNA. The record is from the annotation of a GenBank genome assembly. Lineage: Eukaryota; Metazoa; Mollusca; Gastropoda; Stylommatophora; Geomitridae.
UCACAGUCGUCACGCUAGCUCUGGCUCAGCUCAUAUGCGACCCACCAGCCUCCGAGAACUACCUGAACCGCCCAUCUCCAUUCACCAUUCUCGCAACAAAUCCCUGUCUGGAGUCGAGGCACUCAGCACAUCUGCUAAAGGCAGCGGUGGAGCGGGUGCCCCGGGAGCAGGCAUGGGUGACCUCUCCCACCAUCAGCAUGGGCAUCAUGCUCGCAACUGUAAGAGUGUCCCAUCUGUCAACAUUAUAGCCAGCAUGGAGAAGGAUCAGCCACAUUCUGACGGUUACGAUCAUCUGGGACCUAAACGUUGUAUCAAACCAACAGAUUAUGACAGCCUGGCCGAGCCAGAGAGCACCGAUGGAGAAACUCCCGUGUCAGAAACAAGUGGAGUCUUAGAUGGCCACUAUUCACAGUUGAGAGAACGAACUUAUGCCGUAGUAGGAGAUGUCAAGGCCAGAGCCAAAGAAUUGUUUGACCCGUAUUCCCAUGCCAAGGAUAAAGAUGACAGCAGUUCAGACUACUAUAGCCAGGAGGACCCCUACAAUGAUAUAGAUGACUCUGGAGGAAGUGUGUCUUCCUCAUUCAUACACAGACUGCGGCAGUCACGAGAUGCUGAUGAUCUUUAUACCACUGUCCAUGAUGGUUCAAGGGCUACUAACAUGAAGAGAAUUCAAGAAACACGAGUUGUUCGAGCCUCAUUGCCUCCCAACAUCGGCGCAUCCUCCGGCCGCAAGCUGCCCCCGCCAGCCAUUCCAGAUGACGACGGGGAUGCGGAAGAAGAGUAUGCAGUUGUGAAGAAGACCAAAGGCAUGUCGCAGCAGGGAGCUGAGAAAGGUGUCCAUAUGUACAGUGAUAGUGAUAUUUCGUCGUACAAUUCAGGCCCUCCUGAACCACCUAGACUGUAUAAUGAGUACGACAGUUUGGAGGAGUCAUCGCCAACACCUCCCACUUACAGCAGAGAACACAAAUACUCCAAAGUGACUGCACGAGAGUCUCUGGCCAGUAUGUCUGCUAGGAAUGCCUUGCCUGUGAACCCGUAUGAAAUGGUCAUGGACUUGGCUGAGAAUGCGUAUGCAACGGUGGAUGGAGGGUCCGGUGAUGGAGUAGUCCUCCGAGGCGGUGUAGCAUGUGAAAAUGCUGAGAAUAGACUUAGCGAGGCUAGCGACACAUAUGCAGAAAUUGGCAAUUCAGGGGCUGGCUUGAGCUCCAGCAUUAUCAGCAGCAGCAGUAGUACAGGUGGCAACAACAGCAGCAGCAGUGUGGCUCCAAUACCACCAUCCUUGGACUCGCUGCACCUGAUGACCAAAUCUCAGACAUCCAGCGAAGGCGACCGCUUGAGUGACCGCCACUUGGCUUCCCCCGAGGAUUCAGCCAUGAGUUUGAAUAUCUGGAGCAAUAGCCAUGAAGAUGAGGAUUCUGAAGAUGGCUACAGCACUUUAAAAAAACCUGGCAGCCCACCGCAGAGUUCUAGUCUGCCAACUAUCCCAGACUCUUCUCUCAUCAGUGAUGAGGAGUCUGUUGAGGUUACACUUGUUCCAAACUACCAGACAGUCAAGGACUGUAUUUCAGACAGUGAAACAAUGGAUGAAACAGAGAAUGAUCCCAACUAUGAAAGUGUAGAGGAAAUGAGAGCCAAAGUGGCUCAGCUGAAAGCAAAAUGCACUUCUUUAGACACAAGAACUCCACCAUUAAUUCCUGACACAGGAACCAACAUGCAUGUGCCCACCCCUGGAGGGUUCACUACAAACAGUUCUAUGAGCCUUCCCACGGAUUCCUUGAGAAACAAAGACGAUUUACAAAAGAGUGGUCCCAGGCGGCAGCGACUUGACCAUGACUACGAAGAAGUUGAUUUGAGUCCUCCAACAUCACCAGUUACCCCCUCAUCUUCCAUGAACCACAGUGCAUCGUCUUCAUACCAUAUUACCUCUGUUUCUACUAGCUAUGCUGCAGCAUCUUCCCAGAUGGUAACUGAGACUGUUCUGGGUGUGACUGAGGUGCGGGAAAGAGUUGUACAGUCCCACAUGUAUGAAGAACUCACAGAAGUCAGAGCAAAGACAUUGCAAAUGAACAAACACAGAAAGAGUCAGUCCUUGGUCAAAAACAGUUCAGAAGAAAAAGUAAAGACUAGCAAAAAGAAAAGUGAAGAAAAAGUUAAAAGUGGCUCCGAAAAGAAAAAAGUUUCAGAGGAAAAAAAGAAAGGGUGGUCAUUGGAUAAGCGGAAAGGUGGUGCAGGAGAUAAAGCAAAGGAAGAUAAGCGAAAGGAUGGGUCUGAAGAUAAACGAAAAAGUGCAGCAGAGGAUAAGAAAGUAUCAGGUGAUGGUAAAAGAAAAAGCGGUGCAGAAGAUAAAAGAUUUGACUUGGCUGCAAUUAAUGGAACAAGAUUGUAG